Trematomus bernacchii (emerald rockcod) is the source of this 1305-nucleotide messenger RNA. RefSeq names its product E3 ubiquitin/ISG15 ligase TRIM25-like. The transcript is spliced from 3 exons. Gene Ontology annotation, molecular function: protein binding; zinc ion binding. The record is from RefSeq and is a predicted model, not a curated record. The coding region runs from base 1 to 1305 and encodes 434 amino acids. NCBI's taxonomy places the organism in Eukaryota, Metazoa, Chordata, Actinopteri, Perciformes, Nototheniidae.
AUGGCUGCAGCAAGCUACCUGCAAUCUGAAGAUCAGUUUCUCUGCUCCAUCUGUCUGGAUGUGUUCACUGAUCCAGUCAGCACAUCAUGUGGACACAACUUCUGUAAAGACUGCAUCACUGAACACUGGGAUAGAAGUGACAGGUGCCAGUGUCCCAUGUGUAAAAAAGAGUUCAACACAAGACCUGAGCUGCACGUUAACACUUUCAUCUCUGAGAUGGUAGCUCAGUUCAGACAGUCGGCUCAACAGAAAGCCAGCAGCAGCAGCAGCUCAGAGCAACAAGUCUUCAAACCAGGAGAAGUUCCCUGUGACGUCUGCACUGAAACCAAACUGAAGGCCCUGAAGUCCUGCCUGUCAGUACUGAAAAGACAUCAGCUGAUCGACCCUGUGGAGAACCUGGAAGACAGGAUGUGUCCGAAGCACGAUAAACCUCUGGAGCUGUUCUGUAAGACCGACCAGACAUGUGUCUGUAUGCUCUGCCAUUUCUCAGACCACAAGAUGCAUGAUGUUGUUCCUCUCAAAGAAGAAUAUGAAGAUAAGAAGGCAGAGUUGGGGAAGACAGAGGCUAAAAUUCAGCAGAUGAUCCAGAGGAGACGACUGAAGAUUCAGGAAAUCAAACACUCAGUCGACCUCACGGAGAAAGAUGCAGACAGAGAGGUAGCAGAACUUGUUCAGGUCUUUACUGCUCUGAAGGAGUCUGUUGAGAGACUCAUCAACACUAUCAAAGAGAAGCAGAAAGAAACUGAAAAGAAGGCUGAAACUUUAAUCAAAGAACUGGACCUAGAAAUCUCUGAGCUGAAGAAGAGAAGUGCAAAGGUUGAACAUCUAUCGCGUUCUGAAGACCACCUCCAUGUUCUCCAGAGUGUCAAGACCCUAAACAUCCAACACCCAUCACCCACCAAGGACUGGACAAAGGUCAUCAUCCCUCCACCAUCAUAUGAGGGGAAUGUGGAAAAAGCUGUGGCUCAGCUGGAGGAGACACUCACUGAACUGAGGAAACUGCUUGAGGCUAAGCUGAAGGAUGUCCAGAAGUACGCAGUAAAUGUGACUCUUGAUCCUGAUACAGCACAUCCCAAUCUCAUCCUGUCUGGUGGUGGAAAACGAUCUCAGCCUCAGAAGGUGCGGGUGUUUGUGGAUUAUGAGGAGGGUCUGGUCUCCUUUUAUGACGUAGAUACUGCAGCUCUGAUCUACUCCUUUACUGGCUGCUCAUUCACUGAGAAACUCUUCCCAUACUUCAGUCCGUGUGUGAAUGAUGGGGGUCAAAACUCUGCACCUCUGAUCAUCUCUCCUGUCAGAGUAAACUAA